GCCCGGCACCAGCCCGCCCUGCCCGCCCUGCCCGGCAGCCUGACACCUCACAAGAUUUUCCAGCUGGGAGUCUGAGGCCGAUCAAACUGUGAGCUCUUCCAAAACUGCCACUGUGGCAUCACCAAGAAGAGGUUUCUUAAGGGUUUUUGUCGUUUAAGGAAUGAACAUAUUCUGAACAAAGGAUGAGUCAACAAGGAUAUGUAGCAACUCCGCCUUACUCUCAGGCUCAGCCUGGAAUGGGAGGCUAUCCAGCCGGCUUUGGGUCAGCAGCUUCCCAGUCUCACUAUACCCACUACAGUGGAACAGGUCAACCUUAUUCUAUACCUCAAGGAGGACCUUUAAAACCAAUGCCUUCACCUCAAGGACCCCCAGUUUCCGCUGGUCUUCCACCACUUGGUCCCAAUCCAUUCGGUCAGCCCAGUGUACAGAAUGGAAUUUAUAGUGCUGGACAUCAGGCUCCAAGAUUUGCUGCUCCUCAGUCAAGUAGUGGUGAGCUACCUGUUCUUCACCCUCAUGGUAUUCACCACCCAGCGUCUGUGCAACAGAAUACGGCACUGCCUCCAUUCACACAGCAAGUGACCAACCAACUUGGUGCCAUGCAAAUAGGUGGCUAUGGAUCAUCUCAGGCACCUCCACAAAGUUCCCCAUCACUGUCUGGUCCACCACUCCGGCCUUCAUUCCAAGGCCCUCCACCACAGCAGUUUUCACCUCUAAGUUCAUCUUCUACGUCCCAAGGUUUUCCUGGUUCACCUCCUGCCUCUUCAGCUGCAGUACCUCCUGGAAUGACUGCUUUGCCACCUACAGGAAUGCCGGUUGGACUUGCUGCGCCCAAUCAAGGCAGUGCUAACUACCAACAGGCUCCAGGCCAGCCCCCCAUGCCCAUGCCUGGAUACAUGCCGCAGCAAGGUGGAAUGUACGGAGGCCAACAAAGAGGACCUCAGCCCAAUUACCCCGGUGCUUAUGGUGCACAACUUGCUGGUCCUCAACAGAAGAAACUGGAUCCCGACUCCAUCCCAGCCCAGUAUACCCAGGUCAUAGAAGAAGAUAAAGUUCGAAGAUUGGGACAGAUUUUUACAACGAAUAUCAAGGGUCAACUUCCUCCACUUGUUACGACAGACUGUGUGAUACAGGAUCAAGGAAAUGCAAGUCCUCGUUUUGUACGUUGUACAACCUACUGCUUUCCGAGCACAGCAGAUAUGGCCAAACAAUCCCAGGUUCCUUUAGCAGCUGUCAUCAAACCUUUCGCAACAUUACCAGCAAAUGAGGCCCCAAUCUACAUAGUGAAUCAUGGGGAGACUGGCCCUCUCCGAUGUAACCGGUGUAAAGCUUACGUUUGUCCAUAUAUGCAGUUUAUUGAAGGUGGACGAAGAUAUCAGUGUGGAUUCUGCAACUGUGUAAAUGAAGUCCCUCCAUUCUAUUUUCAACAUCUGGACCACAUAGGCAGAAGAGUGGACUACUAUGAGAGACCAGAGCUGUCUCUUGGAUCCUAUGAAUUCAUAGCGACUUUGGAUUACUGCAAAAAUAACAAGCCUCCUAACCCACCUGCCUUCAUCUUCAUGAUUGAUGUGUCAUACAGCAAUAUCAAGAGUGGAUGUGUCAGCUUAGUAUGUGAGGAGUUAAAAACACUGCUGGAUAAAUUACCCAGGGAAGACCAAGCAGAGACGUCCGCCAUUCGAGUUGCCUUUGUUACCUACAACAAGGUGCUCCAUUUCUACAAUUUGAAGAGCAGCCUCGCACAGCCACAGAUGCUGGUGGUGUCUGACGUGGGAGAGAUGUUCGUCCCUCUUCUGGAUGGCUUCUUUGUCAAUGUUCACGAAUCACGAUCCGUUAUUAACAAUCUGUUGGAGCAGAUCCCCGAGAUGUUUGGAGACACUAAUGAGAGUGAAACCGUCUUUGCUCCAGUUGUACAAGCUGGCCUGGAAGCUAUGAAGGCUGCGGAAUGUUCUGGAAAACUAUUUAUAUUCCACUCCUCCCUUCCAACAGCUGAAGCACCAGGUAAACUCAAAAACAGAGACGACAGGAAGCUGGUGAAUACAGACAAAGAGAAGACCCUUUUUCAACCUCAGUCUAAUUGCUAUGAGACCCUGGCAAAGGACUGUGUGGCCAAUAGCUGUUGCGUUGACCUCUUUCUAUUUCCAAACCAAUAUGUGGAUGUGGCGACCAUGGGCAUCGUGCCAUCGUACACUGGUGGCACGCUGUACAAGUACAAUAAUUUUCAGAUACAGACGGAUGCUGAACAUUUCUUGAAUGACCUGAGAAAGGAUGUACAGAAACCAAUUGGAUUUGAUGCUAUCAUGAGGGUUAGGACAAGCACAGGGUUCAGGGCAACUGAUUUCUUGGGUUCCAUGUACAUGAACAAUACAACAGAUGUGGAGUUGGCAGCCAUUGACUGUGACAAAGCAAUCACGGUAGAGUUCAAACAUGAUGAUAAACUGAAUGAAGAGAAUGGGGCCUUAAUCCAGUGUGCCUUGCUGUACACUAAUGUUGCUGGUCAGAGACGUCUGCGUAUCCACAACCUGGCACUGAACUGCACUUCUCAGCUCACCGACUUGUACAAGAGCUGUGAAACGGAUGCACUAAUCAAUUUCUUUGCCAAAUCAGCAUACAGAGCGAUUCUCAGUCAACCUCUGAAGACUGUGCGGGAGAUACUGGUGAACCAGACUGCUCACAUGUUGGCCUGUUACAGGAAAAAUUGUGCCAGCCCCUCCUCAGUUGGCCAGCUCAUUCUUCCUGAGGCCAUGAAGCUGUUGCCAGUCUACAUGAACUGUCUCCUGAAAAGUUAUGUUCUGCUUGGGAGCCCUGACCUUUCUACAGAUGAACGAGGUUUCCAAAGGCUAUUGGUCACUUCUAUGGAUGUUUCUAGCACACAAUCAUUUUUCUAUCCACAACUGUUACCAAUUCACAACAUGGAUGUGAAGAGUGAAGACUUUCCCUCUGCUGUCCGUUGCUCGGAAGAGCGUUUAUCUGACGGAGGAAUAUUUCUGCUGGAAAAUGGGAUCAAUAUGUUUCUCUGGCUGGGACUGAGUUCACAGCCUGAAUUAAUACAAAGCAUUUUUAAUGUACCCUCCUUCGCACAUAUCAACACAGAUAUUACUUUAUUGCCUGAAGUGAAAAGCCCAUAUUCAAAGAAGCUCAGGUCGAUCAUUGACAGCCUGAGGAGGCAGAGUCCUCGUUCUAUGAAACUGGUGAUAGUAAAGCAAAAAGAUAAACCAGAUAUGAUCUUCAGGCAGUUCCUGGUGGAAGACAAAGGGCUGUAUGGAGGAGCUUCCUACGUCGAUUUUCUCUGUUAUGUCCACAAAGAGAUCCGUCAACUCCUCACCUAAACCCUCCCUCCCACUGCAACUCAAACUGUUGAGUGAUUGCCUUACUGAUCUAUCAUUCAGCAAAAAGGAACUGUGCGAUUUAAGCAAGUUUAAAUUAUGCAUCACCUGAUUCAUUUAAAUACUUCCGUUGACAGGACUCAAGUUUUCUUAUGAGAAAACCUGUUUUUAAACCUACUGGAAACCUAGCAUUUACUAUUUUAUAACAACUCAGUUAUUUUAACCAAAAAUGUCUUUGAUAAUAAAAUGGUCUAUGUUAAAAUAUAUAUAUAAUGCGCAAUGCUAGUGCUCCGUAUCUCCAUCCCUGUAUAUGCAGUCUUACCAAAGCUAAACCUUCUAAGCCACACUUCUUCACUGUGAUGUCAACAUAUUUUGCUGCAAACAAUCAAACUUGUAAAACAGAGAGCAACCUCUCCAGUAAAACUGUAGUUUUAUUUGUUUAGUUCUGUAGCCUAACAUCCAGUUCUAAAUCACUUGUGGAAUGUGGGAGUUCACUAAAUCCUCUGCACCAAAGAAAUACUGUAAUCAGCAGAAGGGAAGUCAUUCCAAGUAUGCAAGUGUGGUGCCAAUUUGAUGGAGGUUACUUAACACUUGUAGCAAUCCCACUGCAGAUGACUGCCAUGAUCUUUGAACAUUUCACGGGAUGAAAAGCAACUAGCUGAGAUUGAAUCAUUAGCAGCUAACGUUAGAUUUAGAUUUGACAAUUAUUGGACCCAGUCAUUUCCAAGAUUGGGUUCUCGACAUUCCUACAAAGUUGAUUGAGAAGUUUAUAAGGGAGACAAAAUUAUUUGGGAAGUAAAGUAUAAAGGGAUGUGGAUAAAAGGUAGGAGAAUGGGACUACAAGUACUGUCAUAAUAAAAUGUCAGAACAGGCUGCAAAAGGCUAAAUGGCCUCCUAUUUCUAUUCUGCUAAAAUAAUUGUUUAAAUACAAAUAUACCCCAAUGUUAGUGCAUUGUAAUAAUUUACUCUUUGCACUAGACCCUAUAGUUUUAUCUGGGAUUUGCCAAGAAGGGUGGUUGAAACCAUGACCAUUUAAAAAAAACAGC
Messenger RNA from Callorhinchus milii (elephant shark), 4366 nucleotides. RefSeq names its product SEC24 homolog D, COPII coat complex component (gene sec24d). The transcript has 24 exons. Bases 183 to 3323 code for a protein of 1046 amino acids. Gene Ontology annotation, biological process: COPII-coated vesicle cargo loading; intracellular protein transport; endoplasmic reticulum to Golgi vesicle-mediated transport. The record is from RefSeq and is a predicted model, not a curated record. Gene Ontology annotation, molecular function: SNARE binding; zinc ion binding. Gene Ontology annotation, cellular component: COPII vesicle coat; endoplasmic reticulum exit site. NCBI's taxonomy places the organism in Eukaryota, Metazoa, Chordata, Chondrichthyes, Chimaeriformes, Callorhinchidae.